This is a messenger RNA of Emiliania huxleyi CCMP1516, 879 nucleotides long. RefSeq lists its product as hypothetical. The transcript has a single exon. The record is from RefSeq and is a predicted model, not a curated record. NCBI's taxonomy places the organism in Eukaryota, Haptophyta, Isochrysidales, Noelaerhabdaceae. The coding region runs from base 1 to 879 and encodes 292 amino acids.
AUGUCCCUCUUCCGCGGCUGCGGCACCACGUCCUUGUACAUACCACCGCGCACCGGCCGCGGCGGCACGCCGCCACGCACGCAGGGCCUCGCGCUGUUGCUCGGUUGGACGGCCGGCUCGUACCGUCACGUCCAGAAGCACGCGCGGCUGUGGCACGGGCUCGGGAUGCGGACAGCGACCGCCACAACGGAUCUUGCGAUGACGUUUCAGCCGGCACGGCUCACGGGGAUCGAGUGGGUCGCCGACAAUCUGCUGCACACCGUGCGCUCGCAGCCAGAGGACUCGCUGAUCGUGCCUCACGUCUUCUCCAACGGCGGAGCGCUGCUGCUGCUCACGCUGCUGAAGCGCGCGCGCGAGGCGGGCUGUCCGCUCAGCUUCGACGCCACCGUGUACGACUCUGCUCCUAGCCGCUCCCUCUGGCCCGCGCAAGCGCCGCUGGUGGGAUGGCUGUCCACGUCCGGCCUGCCACUCCGCGAGCGGCUGGCGCUCCUCGGCCGCGUCUCGGCCAACGCCCUCGCCGCGCAGGCGCUGGCGCCCAUCAAAGGCGUGGAGCCUCCGCUGGGCGAUUUUCCGCAGCUCAGCGACCCGGCUGUCAACGCGCCUCGGCCAGAGCUCUUCAUGUACUCUGGCGCGGAUUCUCUCGUGCCGGCGCGUGGGAUCGAGGCUUUUGCCCAGCGGCGCGCAGAGGUGGGCUGCGACGUGCAGCUCCGCCGAUUUGAGGGCUCGCCACACUGCGAGCACUACCGCCGCCACCCAGGCGUGUACGACGCAGCGGUGCGAAGCUUUGUGGGCUCGCUUGCCGGGUGGAAGGACGAGGCUCAACCCACUGAGCGCGAUAGAGACCUGGGAGCGCAAGCGCCGUGUGAUAUUUCCGCCUAA